Aspergillus pseudotamarii is the source of this 3756-nucleotide messenger RNA. RefSeq names its product DUF3433 domain-containing protein. Lineage: Eukaryota; Fungi; Ascomycota; Eurotiomycetes; Eurotiales; Aspergillaceae. The coding region runs from base 177 to 3704 and encodes 1175 amino acids. The transcript has 2 exons. The record is from RefSeq and is a predicted model, not a curated record.
AGAAUUCAACAACGAUUAGGGACUAUUGGAAACGUUUCACAGAUUACUCUGGAAACGCGACUGUCCCGCUGCGACCCAUGACGGAUUUUCACUGGCGAUGUUCCCUAUACCGAAGGCGUUUCACUGCGAUUCAUUCGGCUGUCUCCGACAGCAUCCAUAAUGCAAUUCGUUAAUUAAUGUAUCAAGGACACAACAAAACCAAGCGACAAUGGAAGGAUUAUAUCGGGAUGCCACACAGAAACCGAGCGCCGGGAUGGCGUCCUGCCACACUUCGCGGCAUUUACUUGGGCUCGCUGGCUGGGCUCAUGUUGACAAUGUUGAUCACGAUAGGAGGGAUUUAUCUGGGUAGUGCUGCAAGAGGCGGACUCGCGAUCUUUAGCUCAACCGAAGACAUAGCUACGGCACAACAAGUGGCAUACACCUUUGUGCCCAUGGUGAUGGGUGUCAUAAUAGGUGUCAUGUGGUCCUUCACCGAGUACGAUGCUCUUCGACUUGAGCCGUACUUCCUAUUAUCAAACCCCAAAGGUGCUUCCGCUGACACACUACUUCUCAACUAUGUAUUCGGCCAUUUCACAACGACCCCAUUUAAGGCAGCCCGCAACCGGCAUUGGGUGGCACUGUGCGUGUCAAUCCUGAGUAUUUCGUUGCAGUUGAUACUCCCAGCAGUCCUGGGUAACCUUGUCAGCGCAGAGGUAGUCUCUAUGCAUUUCCCGCAAACGCUAAAAACGUGGCCCAAGUUCAUCAAUCUAGACACGCAUGCCUACUGGACGUUUCACAAUAUGGCGAACCAAGCCCUCUCUAUCAACCAUGCCCAUUCGACUAGCGAUGUAAUUGGAUCCAGAAGAUAUGCGAUGCCCCCGGUUCAGACAUAUUGGAAUAGCGGAUCCGAGGAUGACAUGUGGAGGCUCAAUCAAUCGGUAUAUUGGGCAGAUGUGUCGUGCGCCUACGUCGAAAGUGAUGGUGUAUUUGCUGAUCUAUCACGUAUGGAAGGGGGUCAGCAAAGACUGCCCAUAUCUGAGCUUCUUCUGUCAGACCAAGGAGGUACUCGAUUGGCAAAUGUUGCGGGGGUUUUCGAGACUUGUACCGCGCGGCCCGAUCAAGAGGAAGAGAGAGACACUCCUCAAAUACAAUAUUGGAAGCUGUUGCAAUGGAAUGAGAACCCAAAGCUCUGUGGACAGUUCGACCUAGUCGGGGUAGCGGUACAUGCGAAUCAUGCGGUAUUAGCCGCACAACAUGGUUCGAACAAGACCUCCGACUGGUUUAGUCCAUUUGGGUGCAGUGUGGAUUAUAUGACGGCCGAGGCAGAGAUCACACUGUACGCGAAUGGCUCGAUCGCUUUGGUCGAUGUACAAUCGGAUACAGCUACAAAUCUGUCGGAGACUGGCUUUGAUACGGCAAAGUUUAGCAGCUCACUGCUGCGCAUGGCAGUCGCUACCAACAAUAUGGACGACCAGUACGGAAUGCUAUCCCAAGGUGACGUAUGGUCUGAAGUUGAUGCAGCCAUCAGUCAGUCCUUUGUCCCUUUGAUGAGCCGUACUUUUGACCUUCGACAAACUGUUCAUGUAAAGGGCACCCGUAUCGUUCAGCGGGUUGCAUUGAUUGUCCAAAAGAGUAGUGUCCGCGUAUCGGCAGUUAUCUUGACGUUUGGAGUGCUGCUUGUUGCGAGUCUCCUCUAUCUAUACCCACGUCGACCAAACUUUCUAGGCGGCAACCCUGCUUCGAUCGCAUCGAUGUGUUGCAUAGCUACAGAUGUCAUUGAUGCUACAAGCCUGGAGAAGCUGUCCCAGAUGGAACUCGAAGUGUUGUCGACCCGGCAGCUUCGAUCCUAUCUACGCAGAGGCAGCUGUAGCUGGAGGGAAACUCCUAAAGGAGAGCGUCUGGUUAUCUCCUUCCCCGAUGACUCCACUCCUCGAAGCCAAAAGAGAUCUCGGCGAAGGGCCGACCCUCCACCCCCUUUCCUCAUGAUCCCUAUCUUGAUCCUAGAAAUAUCGGCAUUCCUUGCCGCACUGGGAGGCAUGCUCGUUAUUAUUUCGAAGUCCUGGCUGUAUGGGUAUUUUCCACCUUUGACUGAUAUCAAAGUAGGCGACCUAAGAAGUAUAUGGAUGUUGCUCCCUCCCGUCAGUGCUGCUCUCAUACGGGGAUUGUAUAUAUCAGUUUACCAGAACUUCACUAUUUUGGAGCCUUGGUUCAUACUUCAAAAGGGAAACGCAACUGCUCGAUCCUCCUUUCUCCUAGACUAUGGGUCUCAGAGCCCAUUUGCCGUGGCGCUAAAAUGUUUCAAUCGUCGUUAUGUGCUCCUUGGUCUUGUAUCUUUGACGUGUAUUCUCAACACGAUCCUGACUAUUCUUGCAAGCGCUCUCUUCGCCCUGGAAUACACCCCGAUGGCUACCGGUAACAUCGUCGAAUCGGAAUAUGACGAUCGAUUCUACAAUGCCGGCAAUCACACUUCGAUCCUGGCUGAGGCCGAUCUGUUCCAGAGUAGCAUCUACACUGGCAUAUCUAUACUUCCUUGGACUACUACAGCUCACUCCUUGCUUCCUGUGCAGUCGAACAUGACUGAAGACCAAUGGGCUACCAGCCCAUUAGUCGGCAUCGGUGCCAACCUAACCUGCCAACGACUUUCUGUGGCAAAUAGCCAUUCUGAAGACAUUCUUUCAGGUCCGACCUAUUGGUGGCAUUCCCCAUCCGGGCAUCCAAAUACAACCUGCCGAAUCAGUGCGCAAGAAUCAGCCCUAAGUAGCUCAAAAGCGUCCUUUAAUGUCGACUUCAUCGUCCCGACCGAAUCAGACCAGAAACACCCCCUAUGCCAAAGGCCUGGGAUUCUCGUGGUUGCCCGAUCAAACGAGGCAGAUCUUGCUGAAGUUUCCCCAGAGAAUAUUGCCGCGCUGUACUGCGAGUCCAGUGCUACGAUCCAAACCUUCCUUGCCACCUUCGACCUUCGUGGAUAUGUCGAGAUCUAUGAUACUAUGAACGGAACCGCCAUCACGGAGGGCCCCAUGCUGGCAAAUGUCACUGCAAGCCUGGCUAAUUACAAUAGAGCAUUUGCGAAUCCACUUCAGGCUAAUACCACCCACUAUCCUCCAAAGGACCGUCAUAAAAUACUGCAAAACUGGUUCGGACUCUUGGCAGCCCAUGUGUACAAGCAGAAGAACACGAGCAAUUCAACCACAAUCGAUAUCGACCUCUUGAUCGAGGCAGCAACCCUAGUCUACCAGACAGUGUUUGCGACCGAUGUUACGUUGCAUCGUGACUUUCAUUUCAAUCGCCUGUCUAAGUCCGUGUCGGUCCCCGAUGCUACCAUUUUCGACACCUUCAUGUCCUUUAUUCCGGUUCGACCGGCUUUUAUCGUGGUCUUCCUGAUUAUUGCCUUUGACACAUUUGUCCUCAUGUAUGUGUUUAUCACAAGAAAGAGGAGAUUUGAUUUCCCCCGGAGUCCCCGAUCAAUUGGUUCAAUGCUUCCCUGGAUUGCCAAGAGUAAGAUGCUGGACGAUUUCAGAGACACUUCGUCGUGGAGCGCAUCUGAACGGGCGGCCCAUCUGAUGAAGUUAAGUAAGAGGUACGCUCUGAUUAGGACGGAUCUAGGCGGCGGGAAGAGGACGUAUGCACUGGAUGAGGAGCCUACUGUUGCAGGAGAGCGCGAUGGUCGUGAUAUGCCCUCCAAGGAACCUGUUGUUCGGAAUGCGCCUGUACAUAGUGAUAGUUAAUAAUGAUGCUUUCAACAGGACAUGAUUUUACUCUAUAGCUAGAGAAGGAAUG